Messenger RNA from Rhopalosiphum maidis (corn leaf aphid), 2581 nucleotides. RefSeq lists its product as uncharacterized. The coding region runs from base 1 to 2415 and encodes 804 amino acids. The transcript has 11 exons. The record is from RefSeq and is a predicted model, not a curated record. Lineage: Eukaryota; Metazoa; Arthropoda; Insecta; Hemiptera; Aphididae.
AUGGACCAUUUAAUAUCACCAUCAUUUCAUAACCAUUUGAAUAAUUUUAUUAUAGCUGCUAAACAAUAUUCAUGUUGCCACGAUAAAUUAUCUUUAAAUGGAGUUCUCUGUUCAUUACAAGUCCUUGGACAAUUAUCUAAUGAAUUUAUUUUUAUUUCAAAAGACACAUUAACACAUGAUUUUUAUAUGAAGUUAUAUGAAUUGAUGAGUAUUACUAAUGACGAUUCUGAGAUUAUGUGGGCAGCUGUUAAUUUUUUGCAGACCAUUGUAAAGCAAGGAUUUUUUCAUGACAUAAUACUAAACAAAAAUGAAUUAACACUAAUUUUGACAAAAUUACUUAAAGAUGAAUUAUCAUUAGAUAAAAAAAUCAAAAUACUAAAACUACUUCAUGAAUUAACAUAUAGAAUGAAACUACAAUGGCAGGAAAGCCAUUCAUCUGAACUAAUUAGUAUGUUAAUAAAAUGGAUAUCAACAGAAGACAAAGAUCUUAUAUCAUUAAGCUUAGGAGUUUUAGUAAAUGUGUGUUGUAAAAACAAAUUUGCCAUAUUUACUCUUGUGAAAUGUACACAUUCUAAAUCCUUCAUGCGUCUACUUUUAAAACUACAAUCCGAUGAUAUAUUUAUCAAAAUUCAAGUGUAUAAAUUAUUAUUAAUUUUAGAACAUGUAUCUGGUCAGAUACCACAUGUUGAUGUUAACAAUUUAAUUGAUGUAACAUUUGUUGUUUUGGAAGAAGGACUUAAACUAAAAAAUGUAUUUGUUUUACAUCAUGCAGUUGACUUUUUUAUUGAUAUUAGUGAACAUGCACGUUGGAAAAAUUAUGUUUUAGAAUAUGACGGCUAUAAAACAAAUGUAAUUAAAAUAUUAGAAGCUAUGAAUGAUUUUAAAUGUAUUGAGAAAACCCAUAACAAUUAUUACUUAAUAUUGCAAAGUGUGGACUUACUUUUGCAAUUUGUCCAUCAUAUAAUCCAAUUCAAGAAUGAAGAUUUAAUCAUAUUAUAUCCUAAAAUAAUAAUAUACAUUUUGCAUUGGACUCAAUUUUCAAAUCUUCAUGAACAAUCAAUGUCAAUUUUACAAACAAUAAUUAUUAAUGUACGAAGUUAUAAUAAUUCUAUGGAUCAAACGCUUCAAUGUGAUAUUUAUGAAAAUCUGGAGAAGAGUUUAUAUGUUUUACUAAUGAUUUUAUUUGAACCAAAUAAAAAUAUAGAAAAUAAUUCUAAUAUAUGUACAUGGAAUAAAUAUGCUAUAUGCUUAAGACUUCUUCAAGAAAUGUUAAAAAUGCAAAAUUUAUAUGAAAUAAUUGAAGAAAAACUUAAUAUUUCAUCUCUUCAGUCUUUAUUUCAUUCUUUGAUAUUGAUUGAUAUUAACAAUUUAAAUAAUCUACAAAAUAUCAAAUUUGUGUAUAUCGAAGCUCUAUGUUUUUUAUCUGAAUUAGUGGCAAAGAAUCCUACUUGGAUGUCUUUAUAUUCUGAGAUAUUGAAUCAAAAACACGUUUAUCGUGUACUUGCAUUUAUAAUUUAUAAAGGUUCAAAAAAUAUGAAACAAAAAGUAUUAGAUCUCAUAACUAAAUUUUCACAACAAAGUACUUUAAUGUUAUCCGAUUGUUUGGAAGAAAUAGAACAAUUAUCUUUAGCUAAAGUAAAAAAUAUGACAACUACAAAUUCAGAAAUAAAGCCUAUAUGUUCAUUUGCUCAAGAAGAACAAAUACAAAUGUUUAUUGAUAAAUUAGAAAAUAUAUUCAAUUCUAAUGAAAAACUUAGUAUAAAAACGAGUAAUGUUAUUACAUUAUAUCAGUACAAAAUGAAUACAUUUAAACAAACUGAAGUGUGGUUAAAACAAAGUCUUGAUAAUGCGUCUGAAGAAAUAACACGGUUAAAUUAUAAAAUAGUUUGUUUAAAUAGUGAAUCAAUGGAACUAAAUCAAAUGUUAUUAGAUAAUCAUAAAGAAAUUGAAGAGUUGACAAUAGAAAAUGAAAAUUUAAAAAAAAAAUUAAAUGAUAUUACAGAACAAUUUGCUACAACUAGUAAUGACUUUGCAAAACUUUCUCGAAAUUAUGAAUCAAAACGUCAAAUUAUUCAAGAGCAAAAUGCAUCAAUAAAAAACCUUGAAAAACAAUUAGAAGAACUACAUUUAGAAAGCGAUAAAAUGAAAACUAAUUUACUAGACCAAUUAAAAAAUGAAAAAGCUGAAAAUAAAAUUCAAGUUUCAAAGUUGGAACAACAAUUAACUGAAAAACAAAGUAUCAUUAAUGAAAAAAUAGAAGAAAUCAACAACAAAGUAUCUUUUAUCAAAAAUCUAGAAAACAUUGGUUUAGAAAAAGAUAAAGAUAUUAUUGAUUUGCGUAAACAACUACAAGAACAACAUAGAGUUCGUGAAAUGAUAAGUCAAAUGUUAGCUGCUACAUCCAGUAAACCUUAAUUAUCUGAUAUCUAAUCUUGACUUAGUUAAUUUGUGUUCCUAAGUUAAAUCUAGAAAUCUAUGUUUAAAAAAAAAAAAUGUUUUAUAACCAUCAUAAGUUAAUUUCACAAAGUUAAUUUAAUUAUGUGUUUUUAAAUCAUAGUUUUUACUUAUUUAGUAAGUAUGU